Pelecanus crispus (Dalmatian pelican) is the source of this 1401-nucleotide messenger RNA. NCBI's taxonomy places the organism in Eukaryota, Metazoa, Chordata, Aves, Pelecaniformes, Pelecanidae. The record is from RefSeq and is a predicted model, not a curated record.
AUGAGCCUGAGCAUGGUCCUGAGCGGGGACCCUUUUAUAAGUGCCCAGGAGUGUAGUGCCAUCAUCAUCUUCAUUGUGGAGCUAGUAGGAGGGGCGACACAUUCCUGCAGGAACCCACGUUUUCGCCUGCGUUUUAGCAGCCAGCUUGGCUGGGACGGGCUGUGUGUCAUUGUGCCAGGCUGGAUCAUGCAUAGCCCUGGGAACCCCUUCGGGAUCCAGGACCAGGCAAUGAAGUUUGCAGAAGCUAUGGUCAGGGUGGUGAUGAGUGAUGGGGUGGUGAGGAUUCACCGCGGUUGCUUUGGGGACAACAUGAAGAAUGGGCUAGCUCUAGAGCUGGGUGUGAGCUCCAGCUCAGAGAAGUUCCUAACAUGCCCUCUGGCAGCUAGGAGGUAUGUCCACCUGGACGUGUCUGCUGCUGGCCCGCUGGAUUUGGGUGUAGACAAAGCAACCAGCCAGCCUGGUGUCGCUGGAAGCCUUGUAGAAAGUGCAAGGAACAGGCUGUCAAUAGCCGGCAAUUGCACUGCCUUUGCUCCCAUCACCUGUGUCCUGAUGGGCAUCUCUGGCAUGGGGGAUCACCUCUGGAUCUUCACCCCCUUUAUGCUCAUGUACAUGGUUGCUGUCCUUGGGAAUUUCAUGCUGUCCUUCAUCAACAACACAUAGAAAAGCCUCCAUGAGCCCAGGUACCUCUUCCUGCCCAUGCUGACAGUCUCUGACUUGCUGCUGUCCACUACCACCGUGCCCAAGACUCUGGCCACCUUCUGGCUUAGGGCUGGGGACAUUUCCUUGGAAGCCUGCAUUACCCAGGUAUUCUUCAUCCUUGUCAUCUCCUGCGCUGAAUGGGCAAUCCUACUGGCUAUGGCAUUUGGUCGGUACAUCGCCGUCUGCAAACCUCUCAAAUAUGUGACCCUCCUGAUAAAGAGGAUGACAGGGACAAUAGGGUUGGCUGCUCUAGCAAGAAGCUUAUCCAUCAUUUUCCCCAUUGUUGUUCUUGUGAAGCGCUUGACCUUCUGCAGAAACAGACUCCUCCUUCACACCUACUGCAAGCGUGUGGGCAUAGCCAGGCUUUUCUGUGUGGACGUCACCAUGAAUGUCCGGUGUGGUGUCAUGAUUGCUGUUUUUGUGAUAGGCGUGGAUGCCACACUCAUUGCUGCGUCUUACCUGCUGAUCCUCCAGACUGUCUUCCAGCUCCCAGCCAAAGACGCCUGGCUCAAGGCUCUGAGCACCUGCAGCUCUCAUCUCUUGGACAUAUUUGGGCACUGUAUUCCCAGGUCUGCUCUUAUCACCAUGGCCAGUCUCUGUGUGCUUUUUUCCCCCAUGUUAAACGCCAUCAUUUAUGGAGUGACAAACAGGUUCAGAGGAGUGCAGUCCAGGUGCUUCAACCAGUGCCGCAGUCGUGGCUGA